Messenger RNA from Rosa rugosa (rugosa rose), 818 nucleotides. RefSeq lists its product as uncharacterized. The transcript has 2 exons. Lineage: Eukaryota; Viridiplantae; Streptophyta; Magnoliopsida; Rosales; Rosaceae. The record is from RefSeq and is a predicted model, not a curated record. Bases 68 to 550 code for a protein of 160 amino acids.
AGCGUGUUUGUGUUUUGAGUGUGGCUGUGGUGGUUCCAUUUAUCCAUAUCUGAUUCUUCCUUCUCAAAUGCUUCCUCCUCUCUCACUUCACAGUGAAUUAUCUCUCACGAACAAGCUAAUUGUAGUGCCUGCAUGGCAUGGUGUUUGCAACACCAACAAGGGGAAGCCAUGGUCAUAUUGUUCAUCAUCAUCUAAUAGAACAAGUGUUGUUGUUCGUGCAUUGAAGGAAGAGUCGCAGCAGUUUGAAGUAGACCCAGAGAAGGCCAGAGAGGCCCUUAGAAAUCUUGAUCAGCAGUUUCAAUCUCGCUCCCAGAAACAAGUCCGCUCGAGACCCAAGAAAGAACCUGCUCCCUCUGUGAAUUUUACAAGAAAUCAAACAAAAGAAGCAGCUGAGGAAUUUUCAGGAUCUUUUUUCACAUACACGGCUGUUGCUCUCAUUGCUUUCACAAUUUUCUAUAAUGUGUUCUUUUACACUGUUAUAAAGCCAUCUGUAGAUGGAUUUUCAGAGGACGCACCAACCAAAAAUGUUGUAAGCGAAAUCCCAAAGUAGCAGUUCUGAGCUCUGCUAAAUGAAUGGUCAACGCUACUGAUGAGGUAACCCUUUCCGGUGAAGCUUUUAAACAAGUUCUGUUAAGAGUUUCUCUGAGAAUCCACACAGAAGAUACAGAAGAGUUAAUGUAAUCAUGUUAAUACUGUGAAGUUGCAAAAAUAAUUAGAGAAGGAAAGAAGCCUAAAACCAAUCUCCUCUGUUGUUCUGAUACCAUUUGGUAAAACCCUGGCAAUGGAACUUGCUCAAUAUUACUGUUGGCAUUUAGAUA